Molecule: messenger RNA, 1955 nt
Organism: Panicum virgatum (switchgrass)
Lineage: Eukaryota; Viridiplantae; Streptophyta; Magnoliopsida; Poales; Poaceae
Product: E3 ubiquitin protein ligase DRIP2-like
Exons: 7
Coding region: 279-1676 (465 amino acids)
Molecular function (GO): ubiquitin-protein transferase activity
Source: RefSeq, a predicted model, not a curated record
GGGUCCCCUUCUCGCCAAUACGGGGGUCGGGGUGAUAUAAAACAGACAUACUCCUCAGCCCCUUCUCGCCCACCCCGCCGCCUCGCCGGAGCUCCGCCGCCGCCGCCGCCGAACGUUUCCGCCGCCGCCUCCAGCCGUCGAAUGUCUGUGGGGACUCCUCUCGACGCGGCGUCUUCCUGAGGCCGAGGCUUCCACGCCGCGAGGCCGUGCAUCCCACGGGGUUCGGAGGAGGAAGAAGAGAGGAGGUGGUCAGCGGCCGCCGAGGAGAGGCCCAGGAGAUGGGGGCCGCGCGGGGGAUGGCGCGCGUUCGUCGGGAUGCGCUCGCCGCGCGCAUGACGUGCCCGCUCUGCCAGGGACUCCUCAGGGAGGCCACCGCCAUAACCCAGUGCCUCCACACAUUUUGUCGGGUGUGCAUCAUGGAGAAAAUAAAUGACGAGGAUGUUGACUGCUGCCCAGUAUGCAACAUUGAUCUUGGCUGUGAUCCGGAAGAGAAACUCAGGCCUGACCACAACCUUCAAGAUAUCAGGAAUAAGUUGUUUCCAAUUAAGAAGAGAAAAGUUGAUUCUGUAACGGCUCCAACAACAUCGCCACCAAAGAAAAAACAGAGGUCUCUUUCUUCCUUGGUUAAAACUCCAAGUGUAGCCAUGCGGACUGGUUUGACUGGAAAGAGAACCAAAGGUACAAGAAAGGCAGCAGCUUUUCGUGCGACUUCUCCCAGUAAUAAUGGAACCAUGAAAUCACCAACUAAAUCUGAAGGUCGAUAUCAGAAGACUGAGAAAAUCUCAGCACCACAAUCUACCAAGGUGGCAACACCUGCAAAGAAAACUGAAAGUCGAGAUCAGAAGAAGAUCGAGAAAACUUCGCCACAACAACCGAUCAAGGCAGCAACAGCUGUAAACAAAAAACAGCAAAAUACAGAUGUAGAAGUCUCAAGUAAACCAUCUUCCAAGAGAAAGAAUGGCAAGGCAGCUGAAAAGGAAGAGCUCCAGAAACCUUCGAAUCAUUUGGUUUAUGCUGCAAGCAAGACAAAAGCACCUAGGUCAACUCCCAAAAUCCAUCCCAUCACUGAAGAAAAAAUAAAGAAAAAGGGUGAACUCCCAAUAGGGAAUGAGGAGACAGAAAACGAAAUAGUUAUUCCUGGAACAAGGGUGGGGGAACAUUCAAAAGAGCCAACUCUUGAAGAGGAAAAUAAUGGCAGUUCUUCAGAACCUGCAACAGCGACAAAUAAAGCAACAACAGAGGAUAUUUCGAACCAAGGAUUAUCUGGUUCUGCAAGCAUUUUGCGUGGUCCAACAACUAAUCCCGUCUGGUUCUCAUUAGUUUCUUCGCCUAACCAGAAAGGAGGACCACAGCUGCCUGAGUUAUCAAAGAUUUACUUGAGAAUUAAAGACGGCAGUUUGCUGAUUUCCUCGGUACAGAGGUACAUCGCGACGAAACUGGAUAUAGCUGAUGAAAAUGAGGUGGAGGUCACAUUCCACGGCGAGCCCAUCUGCCCCUCGAGCACGGUGCACGGGCUGGUGGAGCUGUGGCUGCGGAGAGAGCCGGAGCAGCCUGUGCAGGCGCCGCUGGGCGCGCCGGCCACCGGGUUCGUCAUGGUGCUGGGCUACCGCCUCCGCCACCGCCCUUAUCCGGACGAGCCCUGCGAGGGCGACGGCACCGCCGUGGAGCCUGCCUGAAGCUGCAGCGCUAAACUGCCCCGUCCGCCGCUCCUGUUCAUCCUCUCAUCAGUCAGCUAGAGAGCUAGGAUAGAAAGCGGAGAAAGGAAUCAUAGAAAGAGAAGGAAUCACCCCUACAAUUAUUUUUUUCUCGUUCCUUAGAUCUUGUAAAGAGGGAGAAGAAAGAAGUUAGUGUGUCAGCAGUAAGUCUGUGGUAAAUGUUCAAUAGCACCUUAAACAAACGAUCGUUUUAACUUUCAGAACAUCACUGACGGGAAAAAAGUUAGGUUGAAAGUGAAA